AUGGUGUCGUUAGUAAUGUUUGUGUUGGUGGUUCUAAUCACUAAUUCCAUGGAUAUAAGGGUCUCUCAAGCUACAUCUCGUAUCACUUUGCACAAGCCAUCCAUUGUUGAUUACCACCAUCAAUGGAUGGUUCAAUUCUCUCGAGUUUAUAAGGAUGAAUUCGAGAAACAAAGGAGGCUUCAAGUGUUCAAGAAAAACUUGAAAGUCAUUGAGAACUUCAAUAAUAUGGGGAACCAAAGCUACAAACUUGGCGUCAACGAGUUCACAGAUUUGACAGAGGAAGAGUUCUUUGCCACCCACACCGGCCUGGGAAGCAUGAACUUAACUUCACUAUCCAAACAGCUAGUUAAUGAAACGAUGUUAUCUAAGAAUUGGAACUAUAGUUAUGUCGACGAUACGAGCAAAGACUGGAGAGCUGAAGGAGCUGUAACACCUGUUAAAAGUCAAGGAUCAUGUGGAAGUUGUUGGGCAUUCUCAGCGGUUGCAGCGGUGGAAGGUUUAACAAAGAUUAUCGGCAAAAACCUUAUAUCACUGUCGGAACAACAACUUAUAGAUUGCGACAAACAUAACGGUGGUUGCACGGCGGGACAGUCGUAUGACGCUUUCGAUUACAUAGCCAAAAACCACGGCAUUGCUUCAGAAGUAGAAUACCCUUACGAAACCAAAGAAGGGAGCUGCCGUUCCAACAUAAGUCCCGCGCCAGGCACACAGAUCAAAGGGUUCCAACAGGUUCCAAGCAACGACGAGCGUGCGUUGCUCGAGGCCGUAUCAAGACAGCCCGUGUCGGUGUACAUGGACUCGAGGUCAUUCGGCUUUGGGAAUUACAAAGAGGGUGUGUAUGAGUACACUCCACAAGACUGUGAUCAUCACGAGGUAAAUCAUGUAGUGACGUUCGUAGGAUAUGGGACUAGCGAUGGGAAAUAUGGGAAGAACUACUGGUUAGCUAAGAACUCUUGGGGUGAGACUUGGGGAGAAGAGGGUUACAUCAGGAUUCGUAGAGAUGUGGCGAUGCGUCAAGGCAUGUGUGGUGUGGCUCAGUAUGCUUUUUAUCCGGUUAUGUAA
Messenger RNA from Capsella rubella, 1062 nucleotides. Its product is annotated as mexicain. Gene Ontology annotation, molecular function: cysteine-type endopeptidase activity. The record is from RefSeq and is a predicted model, not a curated record. Lineage: Eukaryota; Viridiplantae; Streptophyta; Magnoliopsida; Brassicales; Brassicaceae. Gene Ontology annotation, cellular component: lysosome. The transcript is spliced from 2 exons. Bases 1 to 1062 code for a protein of 353 amino acids.